Messenger RNA from Pieris napi, 3285 nucleotides. It is a transcript of the gene Brf, whose product is annotated as transcription factor IIIB 90 kDa subunit. Gene Ontology annotation, biological process: transcription preinitiation complex assembly; DNA-templated transcription initiation; transcription by RNA polymerase III. The coding region runs from base 347 to 2275 and encodes 642 amino acids. NCBI's taxonomy places the organism in Eukaryota, Metazoa, Arthropoda, Insecta, Lepidoptera, Pieridae. The transcript is spliced from 11 exons. Gene Ontology annotation, molecular function: RNA polymerase III type 3 promoter sequence-specific DNA binding; TBP-class protein binding; RNA polymerase III general transcription initiation factor activity. Gene Ontology annotation, cellular component: transcription factor TFIIIB complex; nucleus; transcription preinitiation complex. The record is from RefSeq and is a predicted model, not a curated record.
AAAUUGUAACUGUUACUGCGGGUUGUUUUUAAUUUUGAUUUUUGAAAUAUAUCAGAUGGGCAUGGGCAUUGAGCGCAUGUUUAUGAUUUUGUAAAUUUGACUAAAUAAAUUAUAAAAUUUAAAUUUCUUCUUAAUGUAGCAAAAACAUAUUUGAUCUGGUAUUUCAAAGGUAUUAUUAGUUAUUUGCCCACAAGAUUGAAAUGAAAAGUAAAUACCAUGCUAUUUGCUAAUUACAAAUAUUCUUAAAAAGCAAAAGAAGAAUAUCAAUCUUAAAUUAAUUUAAAUAAAGUGUAAGGUAGACGUUGGUCCAAUAAUAUUUAUAACUAAUAUCAAGCAAACGCACGCAAUGUCAUCUGGAAAAAAAUGUAAGCAUUGUGGGUCAUCCGAAAUCGAAGUUGACCCUGCAAGAGGAGAUGCUGUGUGUACAAACUGUGGUUCUGUCCUCGAAGAUAGUAUUAUUGUAGCUGAUAUUGAGUUUCAAGAGACUGCACAUGGUGGAGCCUCAGUUAUUGGCCAGUUUGUGUCAGCUGAAUCAAAGGGAGGCGCAUCAGGAUUUGGAAGAGCAUUCAAUUCUGGAAUAGGCCAAGAAUCUAGAGAGGUCACAUUACGGAAAGCAAGAGAUGGAAUCACAGCAUUGUGCCAACAGCUGCGUUUAAAUCAGCAAUGUAUUGAUAUUGCAUGUAAUUUCUUCAAGUUGGCACUUAUGCGUCACUUGACUAUUGGACGACCGUCAGCACUCACACAGGCUGCGUGUAUUUAUAUGAUGUGCAGAACAGAAGGGACUGCUCAUCUAUUAAUUGAUAUAAGUGAUGCACUGCAGAUAUGUUGUUAUCAACUGGGUCGCACAUACUUCAAACUCUCGAAGACUCUCUGCAUCAACAUUCCACCAACUGAUCCAUGCAUUUACAUCCUCCGAUUCGCAUCUCAACUGCAGUUCGAAGACAAACAGCACGAGGUGAGUAUGACAGCACUUCGGCUUGUGCAGAGGAUGAAGAGGGACUCAAUACAUUCCGGACGUCGGCCUUCAGGUGUCUGCGGAGCCGCUCUCCUCAUAGCAGCAAGACUGCACAACUUUUCGCGGACGCCGUCUGAUGUUGUCCGUAUAGUCAGGGUGCAUGAAAGUACACUGCGCAAGCGGCUUCUGGAGUUUGGUGAUACUCCAUCCAGUGCGUUGACACUUGACGAAUUCAUGACAGUUGACCUUGAAGAGGAGCAGGACCCUCCAAUUUUCAAAGAAGCUAGGAAACGGGAUAAAGAACGACUGCAAAAGCUUAUGGAAGAAGAGGACGGAGAGAGAGAACUUUCCGAACUUCAGAAGGAGAUAGAAGAACAAUUAGAGAAAGACAAUGCGAAGAAGAAAAAGUUAGCAGCAACGCCAAGCUCAAUCAGAAGUGGGGGUGUAGAUGAAUCCAUCAACGAAGAAGAUGAAGCGACUCGUUUCGCAGAAGAAAGGACUAUCAGUCUUAUUGGAGAGUUGGCGAAGACCGUCUCAAAAGACACAGAAGAAAGCGCCACAGUAGUAGAAGAAGAGAAAGAAUUAGGUCCAGAAAAGGCAGUGAUCGGUAUAUCCCACGUUAAUGAGAAAACAGACACUUUUUUGAAGCCAGAACCGAAAACCCAGUUCCCAAAUAACCUGACGAAUGCGGAUGAACUGGUUCUUGGGGAUGAAGAUGAGGCGUAUAUUGAUUCCCUCAUCAUGACUCCUGAUGAAGCGAGGUAUAAGAUCAAAAUGUGGAAGACCAUAAAUGCUGGUUAUCUUCGAGAACAAAAGAUUAAAGAAGAAAUCCGCGCAAAAGAAAAAGAAGAAGGGAAAGAUAGAAAGAAGAAAGUGCGUGGCUCGUACAGGAAGAAAGUGAAUUGUAAUGCCGCUACCGCAGGAGAGGCGAUUGGGAAGAUGUUGGCCGAGAAGAAGAUGAGUUUGAAGAUUAAUUAUGAUAUACUCAAAAGUUUGGAUCAGCCUGGUGUCUCUAUUCCUGUGACUUCCAGUGAACCUGUUGUGGAAAGUCCGAAGGACGAGCUAGUGGAGAGUAAGACACCAGGUCCACCCCCAUCUAAGAAGAAAAAGAAGAAAGCAGCCCCACCUUCAGAUACGGAAUCGAACCCUCCUACUCCAGCACCGGAAACACCUGUUCCCAGCACGCCGAUACAAAAGGAUAUAGAAGCUGAUGAUUACGAAGAAGAAAUAGAUACAACAGAAAAUGAUACAGAACUAUCUUUAGCCAGCAUGUUGCAGAACCAGCAAGAGGAUGAUUAUUAUGAUUAUGAAGAAUAUUAGUUUAUUUUUGAUCUUCUAUUGUAUAGUUAUUGUUUAAGUAGUUGGAGAAAUGGACAUAACUAAAUUCCGGACUAAAAAUUGUUAAUUGGCAAUGUUCGUUAAGUAAUCUAAACAAUUGGUUUAGGUUACUGAUACUUAAUUUAUAAGGGCUAUACCGGCUUUAUAAUUAAGAUUUGUUGAGUUUCUAUAUAAUCAUGUAACAAUGUAAUACAACAUUUUACAGUCGCUAUAUACAAUAAGAAACAAUAUAUUUACAUAUUAUUAUUUUUCUUCAGCGACUGACAUAUACCGCUGAAUAGACAAGUCUGAUCAUAUUAAGCGGGUACAAAUUAAGUGUAAAGAAAAAUAAAAAAUACAGUGAGAUAAAUUUGUCUGAAGCGGUACGGAUGAAGUGGUUUUGUUGUACAUACAUCUUAGGAUUGUUUGAAAGUACCUUAUUUUAGUAUAUUUUAUUUAUUUUAGUUCAAUUACUUAUAAUUUUUAAGUUGUCUUAUUAAGAAAACCAUUCGGUAUUUGUAACAAUGUGAUGCUUUUAAUCUAUGAAACUCAAUGUAGUGGAAUAAAUGAAGGAAUUCUUAAAUUAUGUUUGCCCAUGUAUUGUAAGGAUAAUGUUUCUCUGCAUGGAAUAAUCAUUUAGAUUAAAAUGUUAUAUACUCUGUGGUAUUAUGAUGUGUAGACAUAGAGAACAAACUUGUACUUUGUAUUAUCAUUUAAAAUGGCCUAAAGGUCUAGAUACCAGGCCAUAAACUCCAAAAAAAAAAAAAAAAAUUUAAAAAUGAUAUGUUAUUUGUUAAUUUGCAUUAACUAAAGCAUUGUGUCACAUUCCAUUCUCGGGGUAACAAAACUAAAAAACGUUUUACGCACGUUUACACACGGGUUUAGCACAUUGUAUGAUGUUAAUGAAUUUUGUAAGUGUAUAUUAUACAACUUUGUAUUUCCCGCCAAAACUGUCUGGUCUAUUCUCUAUGUUUAAGAUGCUUUUAUACAUAAAUAAACGUUUUAAAAUAUGA